UUUUCAAAAGUUAUCCCGAAACAUGCAUCCGGUUUGUGAUUACUCGGGUGGUUUCUAGAAAUAUCGCGUGCUUACCAACAGCGCUUAAUACAGCUUUCAGCCUCAGAGAAAGCCAGUGCUGUUGUUGAGCUGCUGUGAAAGAAAAUGGCAAAGUGGGGUGAAGGAGACCCACGCUGGAUAGUUGAAGAGCGUCCCGAUGCGACGAACGUGAAUAAUUGGCACUGGGUGGAGAAAGAUGCCACAGGGUGGUCCAGGGACAAAUUGAAGGACUUGUUCGUUGGCCUAAAAAUUGAGAACGAGAAAGGUUUUUGUGAAAUAUUAGAACUUACAAAGACAGAAGGUGAAGCUUCAGCAAACAACAGAAAAGCAAAACUGAUCUUUUUCUAUGAAUGGGUUAUUGCAGGAACUUGGGAAGGUAAAUUAACAGAUAGUCAGAAAAAGAUUAAGGGAAAAUUUGAAAUUCCAAAUCUUAGCGAAGAAAAUGAACCUUCUGAAAUUGAUAUAAUGAUCACAACAGAAAAGGAAACACAGGAGGCAUCAUUAGUAAAAGAGAUAAUGAGGUCAACUGGAGUAGAGAUCAUUCGAAUGCAGAUUGAAAAAUAUAUCAAAGAUCUUAAAGAUGAGUACAGCCAAGGCAUUAUCCUUCCCUCUAGAAAUGGUAACAUUGCACCUGCUGUGGUAGACACCAAAAACAAGGAGAACACUGCCAAGGCAGAAAUGAACAAGGUUGUGCAGACCUCAACUGGAACAUCAGGCAGUUCUGCUGGAGUUCGAAUCCCAACAACCACAGUUACCAUGAAAGAGAAAUUUAAAUGCACUUUAGCAGAUUUAUAUCGGGCUUUGACAGUCAAAGGGCUUGUUCAAGUGUACUGUGGCAGUGACAUAGUCUUUGAACCUGCCAAGGGUGAACGCUUUGUGCUGAUGGGCGGUAAUAUCACAGGGGAAUUUAUAGACCUGAUCCCAGAGAAGAAGCUGUCAAUGCGCUGGAGAAUGAAAACAUGGCCAGAUGAACACUAUUCUGUGGUGACAAUAGAAUUAGAGGAGGCAGAUGACUGCACAAGACUGACACUUAAACAGACAGGCAUUCCUGCUGGGGAAGUGGACAGAACGAAGGAAGGGUGGCAACUCAAUUUUUGGCAACGUAUCAAGCAAGCGUUUGGCUUUGAAGCACGAUUAUACUGACAAAGUAGAUACUGAAAGAAGUGAUAUAAGUAUAGUUAAAUUAAUGACCAAGGAUUCCUGGUACCAGAAUGGUUUCCAUGUGUGUAACCAAGUUGCAGCAUGGUUCCAACAGGCAAACAUCCACUUGUCUGAAAUUCAUGAAUAAAUUUGUGACCUCAUU
This is a messenger RNA of Pomacea canaliculata, 1342 nucleotides long. RefSeq names its product activator of 90 kDa heat shock protein ATPase homolog 1-like. The coding region runs from base 145 to 1182 and encodes 345 amino acids. Gene Ontology annotation, cellular component: cytosol. Lineage: Eukaryota; Metazoa; Mollusca; Gastropoda; Architaenioglossa; Ampullariidae. The record is from RefSeq and is a predicted model, not a curated record. The transcript is spliced from 9 exons. Gene Ontology annotation, molecular function: protein-folding chaperone binding; ATPase activator activity. Gene Ontology annotation, biological process: positive regulation of ATP-dependent activity; protein folding.